AUGUCAGUGUCCUCAACUCAAGGCAAACAUCCCGCACAGACACCGCCAGGGUCAGCCAAAAGAACUAAAUUCGCAAGAAUAAAAAGCGCUAUCGACGCCCAGCUCGAUGAAAUCAUUAAGGACAUUCUCCCCAAUACACCCUAUAUCCUCCGCACUCCACGAGACAACGGCAACCCAAUCUCUAAGACCCACUCAUCACCGUACUGGCUACGUGGAACGCCAUUAGUGCCUGGCGAACAAGAGCUGCAAUAUAUGACCUUCCGUCAAUCGCCAGAGGGUAUGCUACAUUCCUUGGGGCUGUGGGAUGAUGGAAACGGAGGUAUCCCUGCACCGGAGAGGCCCCUGAGUCGAGCAAGUAGCGCUCAUACUCCAGGACAGAGUCAGCCGGUGAAAAAGUUGAAUUUCACUGAGUAUUUGAACCGAGAGAAGAGCAAGAGCGUAGGCAAGGAUGCUGCUCCACAACAGAAAACAAAGGAAUUGGCGAAAGGAGAAGCGAACGGUCCGGUUGAACGGCAGCAUGAUAUUGAGCCACAUGCUGCAAAGACCAAUGGUCAGAACCCUACAGAUAGCGAAAAGCCGUCUCGCUCCCCAAUUGGGCAAAAUCAGCCAGGUCAACAACGUAGAACGGUAAAGCAGCCAGUGGUAAAUAGACAGUCUCUUGAACACAUGCCACCGGGCGUGUCUGCUACUCCAUCGCCACCCGCGAAGAAGCGGCGACUAUCCUCUGAAAACAAUGUUAUCACUCAAUUGGAAGAGUCAACCCAGAAGUCACAGGACCUAUCCGAGCAGCAGGUCAAGACAGCUGAUGAUGUUAACAAGUCCUCAUAUGCCAAUGAUCCUUCGCAGGAGAAGCCUAAAGCUGCGCCGUACUUAGUUGAAGAUACAGAUAUUACGGCUAGCCGGCCAGCAUCGGCCAAGGAAACCAGCAAGAAAGAUAGAUCGCCAAAACUUCCUCCAAUGCUUUCACCGACCCUGCCGACCGCCGAAGCGUACAGGCUACCGCCUUUGCUAUCUCCUACAUUACCAAAAGACGUGGAGGAAGCGAUUCUUGAACUCAAAGCUAAGGUACAGAAAGCGGCCGACCAAAAUGCGAAUUCUCUAAAUCGAGCGAAAAGUCCAUCAUUGCAUGCUCCCUCUGGAACUGAUCGCGUCAAGGCGCCUGGAGAAACAGCCAAAGAAUCGAAAAAGGGUGUCUCUCCAGCCGCAGCUGAUAGGGCAAAUCAUCUUAAUGGAGUCUCAAACCCUUCCAAGCUUCGCGAAAAUGAGGAUCUCCGACCCACCGAAAAGAUGAGAAAAGUAUCAUUGAUUGUAAAGCUAAGAAUCAAGCGAAAGCAAAGUCGUCGAGAGCUGAGUCAGUACCUCAAUUUGAGACCGACGCCUAACAAGGUGCACUGGGAGAGAAAGAUCUCGCCAGAGCACCGUGCGUCUUUCACACCUUCCAAGGAGCCGGCCUUACCAAGUUUGAAACGGGAGAGAAUUUGUUUUGAGGAAGGCACGGCCAGGAAACGGCGGCGCGGUUCAGACUCCUCGACACUGCACGCCGAGACACCAUUGCCACCAGGAUCAUCACCACCAACAACUAGACCUCUCAGCGCUCAGAAACCACGCCUAGACGCUCGUCCGACAUCAGCCGCAAUGCGACGCGCAGGUUCAGGCCAAAGUCUUGCGACAACACCCCAAGGCCAAAGUCGACAUGGUACGCCUAGUGUAGCUGACAAAGAAUCUCCGUCGAAGCAAGAGCGACUGCGAGUAGAGUAUCGUGCUGAGAUGCUCCGGCUUGCUAACAUAGGUCGAGACCUUAAACACGAAGCUGACAGAUACUUGAAGCCUGAAAGCCGCACCGAGGACGACGUUAAGAUCGGCCUAGUCUUGGGUACUGAAGCAGUGCUGGCCUUCAUUCUUGCGGCUGCGGUACUCGAUGAACCUCCUCGACGAGAAGGCUUGCCUGGUCACACGUCACAGUGGAAAACUGUACUACCACUUCUAGGAAGCCUCACCUUCAAAGCAAGCUCGUAUCCAUACCUUUUCGGUCUCCUCUGCCAGCUCGAAGGCCUAACACGCGACGUGAUACAUAAUUACGAAACAAUUCACUUCCGAGCAAUUCUUCGCGAACAGUACGCACAGGGCGACGAGCCCCCUUUGCAGAAAAAUCACGCUUUCAUCAAAGAAUAUGUAGAAAAUGAAAUGAGAACUGAGAAGCUGUGGCCUGAGGGCUACGCAAACCUCUGGUUGCCCGAUUUGCAAAAACAUUUUCCUAAAACGUGGGGAAAGGCAAGACAGGUUCCAGGCAAGGGGAAAGCGCAGGACAGCAUUGACUUGAAAGACUACACCAAAGACGGCUUUGCGCUGCCAAUGGGCAAAGCAACGAGUGCGAUUGAGGGCGUAAACGCAGGCAUGUGUUUUCUUCAGGAGCACUGCGAGCUGGAGAAACUGGAUUGGAAGGCGAAACUAAUCUUGUAG
This is a messenger RNA of Bacidia gigantensis, 2460 nucleotides long. RefSeq lists its product as uncharacterized. The record is from RefSeq and is a predicted model, not a curated record. NCBI's taxonomy places the organism in Eukaryota, Fungi, Ascomycota, Lecanoromycetes, Lecanorales, Ramalinaceae. The coding region runs from base 1 to 2460 and encodes 819 amino acids. The transcript has a single exon.